Messenger RNA from Eimeria maxima, 201 nucleotides. RefSeq lists its product as hypothetical. The record is from RefSeq and is a predicted model, not a curated record. The transcript is spliced from 2 exons. The coding region runs from base 1 to 201 and encodes 66 amino acids. Lineage: Eukaryota; Apicomplexa; Conoidasida; Eucoccidiorida; Eimeriidae.
AUGGGGGCCUAUCUGAGCAAGGAAGCGUCGGAGGAUCGAGGCACCAAGGUAUGGCACCGUUGUUGUUUCGCCUGGAACCGUUGGUUGCACCCAGUCCUACAUUAUGGGGCAGUCCCAGCAAUCUUCGCCUUGGGUCUCGCGGCCAAUGGCGAGCUCACAGCAAACCCCGCAACUCUCUUCCAGAAACUUAUCUUGAAUUGA